AAAAAAAUUCCAUUUGACAUCUCAAAUUACAAUACUUAUCUUUUAAAAUUAUUAAAACCUCAAAACAGAAACAGUAGACAACUGUCUUUUAUAUAUAAACAAAAAUUGACCCAUUUCAACGAUUAGUACAAUUGUACAAGGUUAAUAAUUGUUGCUUCAAUCUCAAUCUACUACUGCUAUUACCUUCGAAUUAUUACAACCAGAUCUUGAAGUUGGAUUUUCAGUGAAAAAAGUUCAAGAAAAUGGCAAUGUUGAAGAAAUGUGAAAAUCUGGAAUUUGGGCUUGUGAGAAGUACCUCAUUUGGGAGGAAAAGAGUUUGUUUGCCUAAUAUUGAGGAUCUUGAUUUCAUUUCCACAACACCUAAGAAGAAAAUUUGCAGACAAAAUUCAUUUUCCAGUUUUGUGAAGUCCCCUCUUGAAGCCUUGCCUCAAGAUAUCCUGAUUAGGAUAGUGUGUGGAGUUGAUCAUGAUGAUUUAAAGAGGCUGUUUCAUGUAUCAAAACCAAUUAGAGAAGCGACAUUGGUUGCAAAAAGAUGGCAUUUUGAAUAUAGCACACCAAGAAAGACUGUUGGUUUUAAGAAUGCUACUGAUUUGGAGAAUUUGAGUGAGUCUACUGAUGCUGAAGUGCCAAAUGCUCCUAGGCAAUCGAGGUUUCCGAGGUCUAGAUUAAGCCGGAAGAAACUGGCUGAAAUAUCUGUAGCCUUGUUCACAUCAGAUGGCGAAGAAAAUUGGCCACAGAGAGAGUUGUUUAUGCAAAUGGACACCGAGAUAUAGAUCUUGUAUCGGAUUCUUUAUUGGUACUACAACAACAGCAACAACAAGUACGCUUUCAAUCUCAAGCGAUGAAUCCUCACUGUUUAGUCGCUCCAUUUAAGCCCGUCUAAGGGACAAAUUCUUUAUAGGUAUUGUUGUAGAAAUCAUAGUAUAAAAAAAGAAGCGCUUGAUUUGAUAAUGCUUAUCAAAUUUCAGCUGCUUUGUGUACAUGUUACAACAAUCUUUACAAGCCACAUUGUUCUUCAACACUUCCAUUGAAGAUUGGGUGGCUUGUUGUAUUUCUUUGAACUUGUAGAGAGGUUGAUUUAGGGAUUUUGCUUGUAUAUAGUAAUCUGUCCAUUGUGGUAUGAUUUGUUAAGUUAAAUGAAUAAAUAUGUAUUCCUCUUUCAUUCAAA
Molecule: messenger RNA, 1168 nt
Organism: Lycium ferocissimum
Lineage: Eukaryota; Viridiplantae; Streptophyta; Magnoliopsida; Solanales; Solanaceae
Product: F-box protein SKIP27-like
Exons: 4
Coding region: 243-773 (176 amino acids)
Source: RefSeq, a predicted model, not a curated record